Aphanomyces astaci is the source of this 4194-nucleotide messenger RNA. Its product is annotated as methionine synthase. Bases 70 to 3909 code for a protein of 1279 amino acids. Lineage: Eukaryota; Oomycota; Saprolegniomycetes; Saprolegniales; Verrucalvaceae. The record is from RefSeq and is a predicted model, not a curated record. The transcript has a single exon. Gene Ontology annotation, biological process: pteridine-containing compound metabolic process. Gene Ontology annotation, molecular function: zinc ion binding; cobalamin binding; methionine synthase activity.
GCGACCAACCAAACACCCGUGAGGCACGUGCUUCUCGCUGUCAGCAGGCCACCACGUCACUUGGAAGAGAUGACCUUGACCCAUGCAGAAAUCCUUGCCAAGCCCUAUGUGCGUGGCGAGACGGACCUCUUUGAGUACCUCACGGCGCUCAUGUCGACCAAGAUUCUGAUCUUCGACGGUGGCAUGGGCACGAUGAUUCAAAAGCACAAGUUCUCGGAAGAAGAGUACCGCGGCGACCGAUUCAAAGAUUGGCCGCAUUUGGUCAAAGGGAACAACGACUUGUUGUCGAUCACCCAGCGCGACGUGAUCAAGGACAUCCACAAAGAAUACAUGACCAUUGGCGGCGCCCAACUCAUCGGGACCAACACGUUCUCGGGCACGACGAUUGCCCAGGCCGAUUACCACAUGGAAGACCUCGUAUACGAAAUCAACUUUGAAAGUGCCGCGCUGGCGCGCGAGGCAUGCGACGAACUCACGGCCCUCGACCCGCUCACGCCUCGCUUCGUCGCCGGUUCCAUCGGCCCCACGAACCGCACGUUGUCCAUUUCGCCCAACGUAGAAGACCCAGGUUUUCGCAACGUCACGUUCGACGAACUGGUCCAAGCGUACUACGAGCAAAUCGAAGCGUUGAUGGACGGCGGGAGCGACAUCUUGCUGGUCGAGACCAUCUUCGACACGUUGAACGCCAAGGCGGCGGUGUUUGCCGUUAACAAGUACCAAGCCGACAAGAACAAGAAGAUCCCUCUCUUCAUCUCCGGGACCAUCGUCGACAUGAGCGGCCGGACGUUGAGUGGGCAGACCACGGAAGCAUUCUACGUGAGUCUGCGCCACUCGAAGCCGUUCUGCAUCGGACUCAACUGCGCGUUGGGGGCCAACCAAAUGAAGCCUUUCCUGCGCCGCCUAGCCAAUGUAGCCGAGUGCUUCGUGUCCGUGUAUGCUAACGCCGGCCUGCCCAACGCCAUGGGCGGGUACGAUGACGACCCGCUGCUCAUGGCCAAGUACUGCGGCGAGUUCUGCGAAGAAGGACUGCUCAACAUGAUUGGCGGAUGCUGCGGCACCACUCCCCUACAUAUCAAGGCGAUCGCGGACGAAGCGCACAAGUCUCCGCCGCGUCCGCAGUACGUCCCCAAAGAGCCGUUCAUGUGGCUCUCUGGGUUGGAAGACAUGGUCGUGACCAAGGAACGGUUUUCGUUUCUCAACGUGGGCGAACGGUGCAACAUCAGCGGAUCCAUUCGCUUCAAGAAGCUCAUCAUCAAGGGCGACUACGGCACGGCCAUGGAAAUCGCGCGCGCGCAAGUCGAGGAAGGCGCGAUGGUCGUGGAUGUGAACGUGGACGACGGCAUGUUGGAUGGCGUGGCAGCAAUGGAACGUUUCCUAAAGAUCGCCGUGACCGAGCCAGACGUGUCCAAAGUGCCUUUUAUGAUUGACUCGUCCAAGUUUCACGUGGUGGAGGCCGGGCUCAAAUGCGUGCAAGGCAAGUGCAUUGUCAACUCGAUCUCGCUCAAGGUCGGCGAAGACGAGUUUGUCCGCCAUGCCAAGAUCGUCAAGAGCCACGGGGCCGCCGUGGUCGUGAUGGCGUUCGACGAGUACGGCCAGGCCGCGACGGAAGCGGAAAAGGUGCGCAUCUGCAAGCGGUCAUAUGACAUUUUGGUCGGUCCGCGGGUGGGGUUUCCCCCCGAGGAUAUUGUGUUCGACCCGAACAUCCUCACGAUUGCCACGGGUAUGGAAGAGCACAACAACUACGGCGUGGACUUUAUCAACGCGUGCAAAGUGAUCAAGGAGCAGAACCCGUACUGCAAGAUCUCGGGGGGGGUGUCCAACUUGUCGUUUGGGUUUCGAGGCGUCAACGUCAUCCGCGAAGCGAUUCACAGUGUGUUUCUGUACCAUGCGGUGCAGGCGGGUAUGGAUAUGGGCAUUGUGAACGCCGGCAUGUUGCAGAUCUACGACGACAUCCCCAAGGACCUGCUGCAAAUCGUCGAGGAUGUCGUGCUCAACCGCAACCCCGAGGCGUCGGAAGCGCUGCUGGAACGGUCGUUGCUUGAACGGGAAAAGGCGGACGCGGCCAAGAAGGGCGGCACCGGCGUCGUGGUGGCGCAGCAGGAAUGGCGUACCAAGCCAGUCGGCGAGCGCCUCACACAUGCGCUGGUCAAGGGUAUUUCCGACUACAUUGACAACGACGUGGAAGAGAUGCGGCUGUUGUGCGACCGGCCGUUGCAUGUGAUCGAAGGGCCGCUCAUGGACGGGAUGAAUGUGGUCGGGGACUUGUUUGGCGCGGGCAAGAUGUUCUUGCCCCAAGUGAUCAAGAGCGCCCGCGUGAUGAAAAAGGCGGUGGCGUACUUGCUGCCGUUCAUGGAGGAAGAAAAGCUGGCGCAGCAGGCCAAGGACCGCGCUGAUGGCAUUGUGAGCGAAGACAUGGACGAGGACAGUAUGUACGCGGGCAAGGUGCUGCUGGCCACGGUCAAGGGCGACGUCCAUGACAUCGGCAAGAACAUCGUGGGGGUCGUGCUCGGCUGCAACAACUACAAGAUCAUCGACGCAGGGGUGAUGGUGCCGUGCGAGGAGAUUCUGCGGCUCGCCAAGGAGCACAAUGUCGACAUCAUUGGCUUGUCUGGGCUGAUCACGCCAUCGCUGGAUGAAAUGGUGUUUGUCGCCAAGGAGAUGGCCAAGGCGGGCAUGACCAUGCCGCUCAUGGUCGGGGGUGCCACCACGUCCAAGAUGCACGCCGCCGUCAAGAUCGCGCCGCAGUACUCGACGAUAGACCACCCCGUGAUCCACGUGCUGGACGCGUCCCGGUCCGUGGUCGUGGUCGGCAACUUGCUCAAGCCAGAGGAAAAAGCCGACUUUGCCGAGGAAAUCCUCGAAGAGUACGAAGAGAUGCGCGACGACUACUAUGCGUCGAUCGACGACAUCAAGAUGAUUCCGUACGAAAAGAUCUGCGCCAAGUCGUUCAAGAUCAACUGGGCCACCAACCCGCCGUUCGGCAAGACAAACCAGCUCGGCAACCGCGUCAUCGACGACGUGCCCCUCGACGACAUUGUGCCGUUUAUCGACUGGAACCCGUUCUUCCAGACGUGGGAGCUGCGCGGGCGGUACCCCAACCGCGGGUACCCCAAGAUCUUUGACGACGAAAACGUCGGCGCCGAGGCCAAGAAGCUGUUUGAUGACGCCCAGACCAUGCUCCAUGAGAUCAUCGCCAACAAGUCGAUGCAAGUGCGCGGCGUGUGCGGCAUUUACCGCGCCGCCCGCAAGGAUCAAGAUGUGGUGCUGUACGACCCCGAGCAUCGCGACCGCGAGCUCGCGUCGUUUUGCAUGCUGCGCCAACAGGCCGAGAAGGAAACGGAUGAGCCAUACAUGAGUUUAUGCGACUUUAUCGCGCCUGUGGAAACCGGCCUUGAAGACCAUUUGGGCAUGUUUGCCGUCGGGUGCUUUGGCGUCGAGGAACUGGCGGCCGCGUACGACGCCAAGCACGACGACUACUCCAAGAUCAUGGCCCAAGCGAUCGGCGAUCGAUUCGUGGAAGCGUUUGCCGAGUACAUCCAUCGCGAGAUGCGCACCAAACUGUGGGGAUAUGCCCAGGACGAGAGCCUCGUGCAGGAAGACUUGCUUAAAGUCAAGUACGACGGCAUCCGACCGGCGCCAGGGUACCCAUCGCAACCCGACCACACGGAGAAGAAGAUCAUGUGGGACCUCCUCCAGGCCGAAGCGCUCGGGUUGAAGCUGAGCGAGAACUUUGUGAUGAUGCCGGCGUCGUCGGUGAGUGCGCUCUGCUUUGCACACCCCGAGUCGCAGUACUUUGCCGUGGGCAAGGUCGGGAAGGACCAAAUCACGGCGUAUGCUGAGCGAAAGCAGCAGAGCGUCGAGUUCACGGAGAAGUGGCUGUCUCCGAUUCUCAACUACGACCGCGACUAGACGAUACCGCCGCAAUCUCAAGACAUGCCAUCAUGACAUGUAUGCCAUGUCUGAACACAGUAUCGCACCCGUUGUAUGUGCCAUAACGUGGAGAUUGUGACCUAGGUUCGUCCAGUAGUAGAAAGAGUCGAAUUUGGUUGGAGCGGCCAACAAAUUAUAACAAAAUUGUGUACUAUUGAUGACUGCUGCCAACAAAUUAUAUCAAAAUUGUGUACUAUUGAUGACUGCUGCCAACAAAGUAUAACAAAAUUGUGUACUAUUGACGACUGCUGCCAAAACAUUAUA